Molecule: messenger RNA, 1635 nt
Organism: Zymoseptoria tritici IPO323
Lineage: Eukaryota; Fungi; Ascomycota; Dothideomycetes; Mycosphaerellales; Mycosphaerellaceae
Product: 4-coumarate,CoA ligase-like protein
Exons: 8
Biological process (GO): secondary metabolic process
Molecular function (GO): CoA-ligase activity
Source: RefSeq, a predicted model, not a curated record
AUGGUGUUCAAGAAUGAUGACAAGCUAGAAAUCCCUACGGUGGACAUUUUAUCGUGGUAUUUCUACCCAGGCUCCGUCCGCCGCCUAAACUUGUACAAACCUGUCUACAUCGACGCCUUUGAUCCCAAACGGCAAUACACCCACGGACAAGCACGUACCACCAUUCGCAAACUCGUGGCUGGUCUCAGGAAAGCCGGUCUGAGACAAGGCGACGUUGUCUGCGUGCACAGCUUCAAUGAUAUCAACUAUCCUGUUCUCGCCAAUGGCAUCAUAGCUGCGGGAGGAAUCUACUCUGGCACCAAUCCAGCGUACCAACCGUACGAGCUUGCCCACGCCAUCAAAGUCGCUCGCAUCAAGUUCCUGGUCGUCGAGCCUGAAAUCCUCAAGCAUGCCCUCGAGGCGGCAACGGCCAGUAGUCUACCGCAGGAGAACAUCUUCAUCUUCAACAAUCGAGACGAUCAAGUGGUGCCCAGCGGGUUCAAAUCGUGGCGGACAUUGCUGCAGCACGGCGAGGAGGACUGGGUGAGAUGGGACGAUGCGGAGAGGUCCAAGUCGACCACUGCAGCUCAUUUGUUCAGCUCGGGCACAACAGGCCUGCCGAAGGCCGCCAUGCUGAGUCACUACAACUUGAUCGCCCAGCACUGCCAGAUUACCGAGUGGAAACCUAAGCCAUACGCUAUCAAGAAGAUCACCGCAACACCCAUGUUCCACGUUGCAACAGCUCCGACAUGCCACUUUUCUCCCCUUAAAGACGGCGCCGACACGGUGAUCAUGAGACGAUUCGAUACCGAGGGCUAUCUCAAGACCAUCCAGGACCAUCAGAUCACCGACGUUGCGACUGUGCCGCCGAUGGUGCUGUCCAUUAUUCAGUCGGAUCUGGAAGACAAGUAUAGUUUGAAGUCUGUCAAAUUCGCAACCUGUGGAGCAGCACCCUUGGAGAAGCGCCAGCAGGCUAGAUUCCAGGCACUCUUGAGUGAAGGUGCAGUUUUCACACAGGUUUGGGCUACUACGUGGCUAAUACCACGUACAGAGACAACCUGCAUUUGCACCAACACCCCGUUCCCCGGAGAAGAUGAUACCGGCAGCGUGGGCCGCCCAGUACCCGGCAUUGAGCUCAAGCUCGUCGACGCUGAGGACCCGACCAAAGAGAUACACGAGUAUGGCGUCCGCGGCGAAGUCUGUAUCAGAGGCGUGACUGUCAUUCGAGGCUACCUGGAUGAGCAGGCCACACGGGACUCAUGGGAUAGUGACGGGUUCUUCCACACCGGAGACAUUGCUUACUGCGAAAAGGGGACCGGGAAGUGGUACAUUGUCGAUCGGAAGAAGGACCUAAUGAAGGUUCGCGGAUUCCAGGUCGCACCACCGGAGCUGGAAGCAGUCUUGCUCGAGCAUCCGGGAGUGUACGAUGCUGCAGUGAUUGGCGUCAAGAAGAACAAGGACGAUGACUCGGAGUAUCCACGAGCGUACAUCGUUCGAAGAGACAACGACGAAGGUAGGCGGCUUGAUGGAAAGGCGGUCUUCGAGUACAUGGGGACCAAGCUGGCAAAGUUCAAGAGACCGGAAGGCGGCGUGGUGUUUAUGGAUGCGAUACCGAAGAAUCCCAGUGGAAAGAUUUUGAAGCGAGAACUGCGGGAG